Entamoeba invadens IP1 is the source of this 738-nucleotide messenger RNA. RefSeq lists its product as hypothetical. The record is from RefSeq and is a predicted model, not a curated record. Gene Ontology annotation, biological process: positive regulation of GTPase activity; small GTPase-mediated signal transduction. Bases 1 to 738 code for a protein of 245 amino acids. Gene Ontology annotation, molecular function: guanyl-nucleotide exchange factor activity. NCBI's taxonomy places the organism in Eukaryota, Evosea, Mastigamoebida, Endamoebidae. The transcript has a single exon.
AUGACUACAAAGAACACGUUUGAAACUCCAGGAGCAACAAACGACGGAAACGAAAACUUCAUUUGUGUUGCUUCGGUUAGUGCGUGCAGCCCCGACAAGAAAAUUGUCGAUAAGUUCCUGUCAACAAACAUUUUUGCGAGUGAAAUAUCGUAUAACCCGACUGGUGGAAAGAUGGACGAGCUUUCUAAAGUGUGUAAAAAGCGCACAGUGAUCAUUACGAAGAAGAGUCUACCAUCAGUCUUAGAAAGAGAACCUGUUGUCUCAACCGAGGAAGUGACUCUUACUCCAAUUCAAUCUAACACGGACGACAUUGAAAAACAGAUCGAAAAGGUUGCUUCGUUGAUUGAAAGUACAAGCACUAACACUGGGAAGAUCUCACAACUUCAAAGACAGUUGAUGGGUAUUUUGUGUGCGAAUGUUAAUGGUGGUGUAUUGGCUGUGUGUAACACCUUUUUUACAAAAGAAAAUAUCAAAAACUUCGGACAAAACGACGUGAAGAAUUUGUAUGAUUCGAUUCUCCGUGUUGUUGAUUUGUGUAAGACUGGACUCCGACUCCACAAGUCCUUCAUGAAAAUCGAAUUUUCUCGACUGCAAAAUGUGAUGGAGCUUGGGCUUGUUAAUAUUGAAAGAACACUGAGGGAGUGUGGUGUGAUCAUUGACGCAUACAUGCAAGGCGAAACAGAACCAAAUCAAGAGGAACCCGAGCAACCUGAACAACAAGAACAUCCUGUCAAUUAA